Molecule: messenger RNA, 2326 nt
Organism: Alosa alosa (allis shad)
Lineage: Eukaryota; Metazoa; Chordata; Actinopteri; Clupeiformes; Clupeidae
Gene: sdad1
Product: SDA1 domain containing 1
Exons: 22
Coding region: 108-2165 (685 amino acids)
Biological process (GO): ribosomal large subunit biogenesis; ribosomal large subunit export from nucleus
Cellular component (GO): nucleolus
Source: RefSeq, a predicted model, not a curated record
UCAACAUGGCUGCUUACUGAGGAGCCACGCUGGAGCACUAACUGGAUUUCAGCAUAAGCGAAGAAUAAACUAUUUCUGUCCUAAUUUAGUAUAAAUUGUUCGGAAUCAUGUCUGGUAGACAUAAUAACAAAUUACCAACAAAUUUGCCGCAACUUCAAAAUCUCAUAAAAAGGGAUCCGCAGUCAUACACAGAUGAGUUCUUACAGCAGUAUCGACAUUACCAGUCAAAUGUCCAGAUCUUUAAACAUCAGCCAGAUAAACCCAACAAGGAGUUUGAGGAGCUGGUUAUGUUCCUCGCCCAGAUUGGACACUGCUAUCAGGAACAGUUGGCUAGUUUCCCUCAGGAGUUGGCAGAGCUACUCUUAAGUCAUCAUACAGUGUUGGAAACUAGUCUGCGAUUGACAUUCUGCAAAGCCUUAAUCUUACUCAGAAACAAAGAGUUGAUCAAUCCCACAAACCUCCUAGAGCUGUUCUUUGAGUUGUUGCGCUGUCAUGAUAAAUAUCUCAGAAAGAUGUUGUACACACAUAUUGUGACAGAUAUCAAAAACAUCAAUGCCAAACACAAGAACAAUAAACUGAACACCACUCUGCAGAAUUUCAUGUACACUAUGCUGAGAGAUAGUAACCCCAUUGCUGCAAAAAUAUCUCUGGAUGUGAUGGUUGAGCUCUACAAUAGAAAUAUCUGGAAUGAUGCCAAAACUGUCAAUGUCAUAACAACAGCAUGUUUCUCAAAAGUCACAAAGAUCUUGGUUGCUGGACUAAAGUUCUUUUUGGGGAAAGAUGAGGAUGAAAAGAAGGACAGUGACUCUGAAUCAGAGAAUGAGGGUCCAAGUGCGAGGGACCUCAUGAUUCGGUACAACACAGGAAAGAAGACUUCAAAAAACAAGAAGAAAAUGGAGAAAGCCAUGAAAGUUCUGAAGAAACAUAAAAAGAAAAAACGAGCAGAGGUCUUCAAUUUCUCUGCUAUCCACCUCAUUCAUGACCCUCAAGAUUUUUCAGAGAAACUUUUCAGACAGCUGGAAGACUCCAAGGAGCGCUUUGAGGUUAAGAUCAUGAUGAUGGAACUCAUAUCCAGACUAGUGGGAAUUCAUGAGCUUCUCCUCCUCAACUAUUAUCCAUUUCUCCAACGCUUUCUACAACCACACCAGAGGGAGGUGACAAAGAUAUUGUUGUGUGCUGCACAGUCAUCCCACCAGUUGGUGCCUCCUGAGGUCAUGGAAUCGGUGGUAAUGACCAUCGCCAACAAUUUCGUCACAGAUCGGAAUUCAGGGGAAGUCAUGACAGUGGGUAUCAAUGCCAUCAAGGAGGUGGUGGCCCGCUGUCCCCUGGCCAUGAAUGAGGACCUGCUUCAGGAUCUAACACUGUACAAAGCACACAAAGACAAGAAUGUGACUAUGUCAGCCAGGGGCUUGAUUCAACUUUUCAGAAGUCUGAACCCACACAUGCUUCACAGGAAAGAUCGGGGCAAACCUACAGAAUCCUCCAUUGAGGCACAGAUACAGAGCUAUGGUGAACUAGGGGCAAAGGAUUAUAUCCCUGGAGCAGAGAUCCUGGAAGUGGACAAAGAGGAGGGAGACGAGGACGAGGAUGGGUGGGAGAGUGCCAGUGAUGAGGAAGAUGACGAUGGAGAAUGGGUGGACGUCCAUCACUCAUCAGAUGAAGAACAAGCGGGAAUAGCGGAAAAGCUCCAGAACAUUCCAUUGGAGGAAAGAAAGGCCAAGGCUGCCGCGGUCAGCACCAGCCGCCUUCUCACACAGGACGAUUUCCAAAAGAUCCGCCUGGCACAGAUGGCCAAGGAUCUCAAUGCUGCCCCUGGCAAAGGCCAGAAGAGGAAGAAUGUGGAGAUUGAUGAUGAAGAAGAGGAAGGUGGGGAGUUGCUCUCAUUAAGAGCCAUUGAACGACUGCAUAAGAAACCCAAAUCAGACAAGGAAGCACGACUAGCCACAGCUAUGGCUGGGCGAACGGACAAAAAAGACUUCAUAAAAAAGAGAAAUAAGCUGAAUCCACAUGCCAGCACAAGCAACAAGGAGAAGAAGAGGCAUAAGAACUUUAUGAUGAUGAGGCACAGUCAGAAUGUUCGAACCAAGGGCAAACGCUCCUUCAGGGACAAACAAAUUGCCCUCCGAGAUUCACUGCUGAAGAAAAGAAAACACAACCGGUUUUAAUCGAGUAACUGAGACCACAUCAUUACUUUUGUGCAUCAUGUUAAAUGGUCAUCGUCUGUACAUCUGUUCAAGAGGGCUGUCCCUCUAUUUACUGCAUAAAGCAUAAAUAAAUGUUUGCUUUUUUGUACAGAUCACGCCACCAUUAAAAUCAUUUUAGCCUA